AAUUACAUGAAAGUUAGCGAAAUCCAGUAUUUGACUUACCGAGAUGCUUGCUUUGAGCAUGGUUUGUUGGAUGAUGAUAGAGAGUAUAUAGAUGGCAUAACGGAAGCAUGUCAUUGGGCAUCUGCGGAUUCUCUUAGACGUAUGUUUGCAUCAUUAUUGGUGUCUGGUUCGAUCAGUAGACUGACGAUGAUUGGGAACGUUGUUGGCAAUUAUUAUCUGAUGACAUUCUGUACAGGCAGAGAUGACU
This is a messenger RNA of Striga hermonthica, 247 nucleotides long. The record is from the annotation of a GenBank genome assembly. NCBI's taxonomy places the organism in Eukaryota, Viridiplantae, Streptophyta, Magnoliopsida, Lamiales, Orobanchaceae.